GCUUGCGCAUGCGCCCCAGGGUUUGCAGCAUUGGAAGCUGACGGGCUCUGUCGUUAGCGACCAGCGGCGAUGGAGACGGCGAAGAAGCCGUCGAAGCGGUCGGGGUCUCCUCCCAGCGCUUGAGUUGGGGCCUCACCGGGCAGCCAUGGGGCUGAGUUCCAGCUCCGAGGUUCCCGAUGGGGGCUCCGUGGGCUACCAUGUGCACGGGGCAGCGGACAUAUCCAACAAGGCUUCCUCCUCUUUAUUUUACCCCACAACAACAAACAACAACCCUGUGAGAUUCAGGAAAAUUCCCCUGCUCAGCUGGCUGGAUUAGAGCCAUUCUUUGAUUUCAUACUUACCAUAGGACAUACCAGACUGAUUAGAAGCUGCUUGACAAAGGCACACAGAGACGAGAAAGAAGUCUAGCUGAAUAAAGAAGGCGACACCCUGAAAGAUCUACUAAAAGCCAACGUUGAGAAAGCUGUGAAACUGGAAGUCUACAACAUAAAAACGAUGAAAGUGCGGGAGGUGGAGAUCAUCCCCAGCAACAUGUGGGGAGGGCAGGGACUGCUAGGCGCCAGUGUGCGGUUCUGCAGUUUCCAAGGCGCCAAUGAACACGUCUGGCAUGUGCUGGAUGUGGAGCCAGCUUCUCCGGCAGCCUUAGCCGGCCUGAAGCCCCAUUCUGAUUAUAUAAUUGGAUCGGAUCAGAUACUCCACGAGUCUGAAGAUUUCUUCUCCUUGAUUGAUUCCCAUGAGGGAAAGCCUCUGAAGCUGGUGGUCUACAACACGGAAACGGAUUCCUGCCGAGAGGUUUUUGUAACGCCCAACGGAGCCUGGGGUGGCGAAGGAAGCUUAGGAUGUGGCAUUGGAUAUGGCUACCUGCACCGAAUUCCCACACAGGCUGCUGCCCCAAAGAGAGCGGCUGAGGUCUCUUCUUUUUUGCCCUCUGGAGACUCACUGAUCGAAUCCCCAGCUAAUGGCUACAUGGAGGCUUCCUUGAUGGCACCUCACUCCAAAACCGAAGAAACCGAGAGUUUGGGCCACAUCUCCAAUCAAAGCGUGACUGCCUAUUCCUUAGAAAAUUCCCUGCACCUUCCUCCUGCUCCUCCUCCUCCUCCUGUCCAGAGAGUCAUGGAUCCAGAUUUUAUAGAUAUGUCUGGAGCUUCUUUUCCUGAAUUAAUUGACUUAGUAAAAACAGCCCACGUGCCUUCCUCCCCUUCUGCCACCUUAUCAGAGGUCCUGGAAGCUUCUGGAAGCUUAUCCACACAUAGUGAAACUCCUUCAUAUUUUGACCGGGCCUCUCUUCCGUUCUCAGAAGAAUCGGUAUCUCUUCAAGCAGACGGGAGCUCUCACCCCGAAUUCCUCGAGGGAAGCCCUUCCGUGUCUCCUCCACCAGCCCUUCCUAUGGACGUGUCACCUGGACUGGAUGCCGAUGCUCAGGAAACUGUCCGACACCUAAGUGGGGUUGAGAACCCCAAAACAGACGGCAGUGACAAAAGUACCCAGGAAUUGAUUGAUGAAACCAAAGAGGCCUAGCUUUUCAGAGGACAUGUUUCACCUUUGGGGCUUUGAAGCCACUGGCACCAGAAAAGUGCUGGUUUUAUGCGCUGCAGAAACCUUUGAUUUGGUUUCUGGAUCGCGGUAGAAUUCACCUUCCUUCGAUCACACUAUUGACUUUGGAGCCUGUACACCCAUGUUAGUUCUGCUUAGUGGUAACACUAAUGAUCGGGAGUUUAGAAACGUAAUUCUUUUUUUUUUUCUUUUUAAAAGAGCUUGUCUCUAGCUGCUCAGACAUUUUAAAAAAGGAAGGGCUCUUUGAGCAAUACCAGCUGCACCAGAUAAGUAGGAAUUGGUGUUGGCUUUUCAGACUGUUUUUUGAGUUUUUAAAUCUUAAAAAAGGGGGGCCUUAAGCUCCUUUGGCUUAACGCACCUAUUUUGCUCUAUAUCUCCUUCCCAAAUUCCCUUCCCCUCCCCUCCAUUGCUAUAAAGGGCUGGAAGGGAACAGGAAGACGUCCUGGAAGCAUUUGUUCCCGAGCACAGCUGAUAAGAAAUGCAGGAAAACUUAUAGUUCAACUCCCAGAAUUCCUGAGCCAGGCGGCUCAGCAGUUUUGGGAGUUGAAGCCCACAUGUCGUAAAGUUGCCAUAGUUGCCCACUCCUGCCUUACGGUAAGACUCUUAGCCGAGGGCAGCUGAUAAGAAAUGCAGAAAAACUCCUUAUAGUAAGCGUGGACUUCCAACUCCCAGAAUUCUGGGAAUUGAAGGCCACCUGUUGUAUGGCUUCCUUAGUUGCUCAUCCCUGCCUUAAGGUAAGGCUUUUAAGCUGCAAACUUGUUACAUCGUUACCUCUGUCUCCUAUCCCAUUAAUUUGCCUUCAGGUGAUUUUAUUUGAAAAGUUUUAACUUAGAAUUUUAAUAGGAAGAAUACCUUGAUCUUUUACUCUAAAAUCCCACCUAACCCAUAACAAAAACCAACCUGUUUUAAUCUUCUUUGAGCCGUUUGAGCCUCUGAUCUGCCCUCAAAGCUUUCUGAAACAUGUGAGAAGAAUUAAGAUCCCAAUGCAAGAUCCCAAAGAGUUUCAGUAAGAGAGGUGUCCACAUAUAAAAAAAUGCAAUCUCAUUAUGGAAGUACAUUGGACUGGGAAUUUCCCCUAACCUCUGUUUUAUGUUUCACCCUAGAGAGUUAUAAUCAUUAUUCGUUGCUGCAGAAAGUUUAUAUACAACCCCACAAAAACUCUCUAGGAAUAGUAAUUGAAGAAUCAAAGGACAUUAGCAAUGUAGGGUUCUUAAUUUCUGUUCUAAAUUAAGAGCUGUUGCUUCAUGCUGUGACAGAGGCUUGGGUGAUUACUGUUACAAGCCACUGUUAUGUCUGGUGAGAGGUUAGUACAAUGGCACUAAAUAAUAUUUAAUUUGAGGUGCAUGCUACCAAGCAAACAACUGGCCAUCUUGUUAAUGCAGUGGUGCCUCUUAAAAGUGGAAGCAUUCUUUUCUGCUUAUAUGAAAAAAAAAAAAGAGCAAGAUUGCUUCUAAUGUGAAUAAUGGAGCAAAUUGGAGCAAACACUAAAUCAGGUGCUUCUCAACCUCAGACACUUUUAAGAAGUGUGGAUUUCUAUCUCCCCGUAUUCCCUAGCCAGCAGAGACCGGCUGGAGAAUUCUGGGAGUUGAUGUCCCCAUACCUUAAAAGUGGUCGAGGUUGAGAGGAUUGGGCUUUCAAAGAUCAUUUUUGGUCAGUUGUGUCUAAACUUUAUUUUUAAAGAUUGCAAAAGUUGCCCAUCUUUGUUUUUAAGAGAGAUUUAUUCUAAUUUGAAGCCAUUUUAUUGUUGUUUUUAGAAUUUCUUUAACUUGGUACGUUGUCAGCUACUAAAAGUCUUGCAAUGAUUUACAGUGGAAUGCGUAUUGUCUCAAAUAUCUUGUGAAACUAGUCCUAAGUUAAGACGUUUUGACAGUAGCAGGCCCAUAUAAAGGCAAGCUGAACAAAAUAAAAGUACAAUUUGCUUAAACUUGAGUUGUCCAAGAGGGACUCUGACAUACUAAAAUUCCUACCUCAAAGUCCCAUCAACUGAUCAAUAGCACAGACCGCUUGAAAAUAAAGUAUCUUAGACCAGCAUUAUCUCAAAGUCAGCAGCUUUAGGGUAUGCUCCUAGCACCUUGCCUGGGGAUUUUGGGGAGUUAAAAAAAUGUCGUCUUAAUCUAUGCAGAGAUUCUGGGAGCUGGUUCUUCAACUGUCCUGGCCUCCUGGCGUUUAUGGCUUUUUAAAUAAAGGAGCAAUUAUGCCCAGAAACCAACUGGCAGCCAUGUUCCAUGUCAAUAGGGCAAACACUGUUCAUGCUGUGAAGCCCAUGCCAGCAAACCAUCUUCAAGACAAGCCUCUUAGCUUCUUUUGUCUCAUAAGGCUGUUUUAGAAGCACCCUGCUCUCAAGAGUGCUCCAAACAUUUUCACAGGGUUCUGCCAGGCACAGGAAGAUGAGAUGUCAAGAAUCAGCAGCCAUUGACCUAUGCUCAUAUUGUACUUUGCACUACAUUUUAAUUGAAGAAAGCAGCACAGCCCUGUUUUGUAACGUGCCCUGAGGAGAGUUUUGUGAAAAUGUGGAAUGUUCUUUAAAAAGCAUCAGGUUAUAAACAUUUCCUAUACCCAGUUAUAUAGCAAGUUCAAAACAUUUUCAUACGGUAGAUCUUACACAUUCUGCUCUUUGGAGCAGUGAAACCAACACUUGUAAAAGGAAACACCCCAAACAGCUUAAAAUUUUAGCUAAAGAUUUUUUAUUAUUACUUCUAUACAAUUGUGAAGUACAUAUUUCUUUUGGCAUUAGCAGGCCAUCUGCUAAUCUUUCUGAAAUGGUUCCUUCUGGGUGUAGAAAUUGAAAUCUUGGCUGAUUUUUAAAUUAAAAUAGGAAAACAG
This is a messenger RNA of Pseudonaja textilis, 4377 nucleotides long. NCBI's taxonomy places the organism in Eukaryota, Metazoa, Chordata, Lepidosauria, Squamata, Elapidae. The record is from RefSeq and is a predicted model, not a curated record.